Molecule: messenger RNA, 2165 nt
Organism: Crotalus tigris (Tiger rattlesnake)
Lineage: Eukaryota; Metazoa; Chordata; Lepidosauria; Squamata; Viperidae
Gene: THOC1
Product: THO complex 1
Exons: 21
Coding region: 88-2064 (658 amino acids)
Biological process (GO): regulation of DNA-templated transcription elongation; signal transduction; mRNA export from nucleus
Cellular component (GO): THO complex part of transcription export complex
Molecular function (GO): protein binding
Source: RefSeq, a predicted model, not a curated record
GGGACUACGAGUGAAUAGAAUCCACUCCGAGCGCCGUAGGAUGACGUCAGUAGAAAGUGUCACCGGUUGAGUCUGUCAGAAGCAAGUAUGUCGCCGCCGACGCUGUUUAGCUUGCCGGAGGCGCGGUUGCGUUUCAUGAACUCUACUCGAGAUGCACUCAAAAACAAAACCAUUAAGCCUUUAUUGAACGCAUUCAGUCAGAUACCUGGAAGUGAAAAUGAAAAAAAGUUAACACUGGACCAAGCUUUCCGAGUUGCUCUAGAAGAAGAAAUUAUAAAUAAAGCUUCUUGUGAAAAUGUCCUGGCUAUCAUUUCACUUGUUAUUAAUGGGGUCAUAGAAGGUAUUUGUACAGCAUCAACUCCUUUUGUGCUCUUGGGAGAUGUUUUGGAUUGCCUUCCUUUGGAUCAGUGUGACAAAAUUUUCACCUUUGUGGAAAAAAAUGUUACUACGUGGAAAUCAAACACAUUUUACUCUGCGGGAAAGAAUUAUUUACUGAGAAUGUGCAAUGAUCUUUUAAGAAGACUGUCAAAAUCACAAAAUACAGUGUUUUGUGGAAGAAUUCAGCUCUUCUUGGCCAGGUUAUUCCCUCUUUCAGAAAAGUCAGGGCUUAACUUGCAAAGUCAAUUUAAUUUGGAAAAUAUCACAGUUUUUAAUACCAGUGAACAAGACAGCACCCUUGGACAGAAGCAUGCAGAGGAAAAAGAGGAAGGAAUGGAAGUAGAAGAAGGUGAAAUGGGAGAUGAUGAAGCUCCUACAAGUUGUUCCAUUCCAAUAGAUUAUAAUCUGUACAGAAAAUUUUGGUCACUUCAAGAUUACUUCAGAAAUCCUGUGCAGUGCUAUGAAAAGGUCUCCUGGAAAACAUUUCUUAAGUAUUCGGAAGAAGUAUUAACUGUCUUUGAGAGCUGCAAGUUGGAUGACACUCAGGCAUCAAGAAAAAAAUUAGAAGAGCUGAAAACUGGAGGAGAGCAUGUUUAUUUUGCAAAAUUUCUUACAAGUGAAAAGUUAAUGGAUUUACAGUUGAGUGACAGCAAUUUUCGCCGCCAUAUCCUAUUGCAGUAUUUAAUAUUAUUUCAGUACUUAAAAGGACAAGUAAAGUUUAAAAGUUCGAACUAUAUUCUGACUGAUGAACAGUCCCUGUGGAUUGAAGCUACCACAAAACUAGUUUACAAGCUUCUAUCAGAAAACCCACCUGAUGGAGAAAGAUUCUCCAAAAUGGUAGAGCAUAUAUUAAACACAGAAGAAAAUUGGAAUUCAUGGAAAAAUGAGGGCUGUCCAAGCUUUGUGAAAGAAAGACAGAGUGAUUCCAAGCCAGUGAGACCUUUUGUGCGAAAGAGACCAGCUCCUGAAGAUUUUCUAGGAAAAGGACCUAACAAAAAAAUUCUAAUGGGAAAUGAAGAAUUAACUCGCCUCUGGAAUUUAUGCCCUGAUAACAUGGAAGCGUGUAAAUCUGAGAGUCGAGAAUAUAUGCCAACAUUGGAAGAGUUUUUUGAAGAAGCUAUAGAACAGGCAGAUCCUGAAAACAUGGUUGAUAAAGAAUUUAAGGUUGUGAAUAAUUCUAACUAUGGCUGGAGAGCAUUAAGAUUAUUGGCAAGAAGAAGUCCUCACUUUUUUCAGCCAACCAAUCAACAGUUUAAAAGUUUACCGGAAUACCUUGAAAACAUGGUCAUUAAAUUAGCAAAAGAAUUACCUCCUCCUUCUGAAGAAAUUAAAACAGGCGAGGAUGAAGAUGAGGAAGAUAAUGAUGCUUUAUUAAAAGAAAACAAUGAAAGUCCAGAAGUUCAACGGGACAAGCUUGUAACAGGAGAACAAAUAGAAUUAUUUGCUAACAGACUUGGUGAAUAUUGGAAAAUCCUGGCUCCAUACUUGGAAAUGAAAGACUCUGAUAUAAGGCAGAUUGAAUUAGAUAGUGAAGAUCUGAAGAUGAGAGCUAAGCAGUUGCUUGUUACCUGGCAAGAUCAAGAAGGAAUCCACGCUACUAUGGAAAAUUUGAUUAUUGCAUUGAACAAAGCUGGGCUGAAUGACAUUUCUGAAAGCUUAACCAAUGACAGUGAAAAUAAUAGCUAAUUUGAAAAUAGCUUUUUAAUUAAAACAGUGGCCAUUGUUGCUGAAUGUAAUAUUUGAUAGGACGGUUUAAUUUGAUGAACAAUAAAUUCUCUUAAUAACAA